AUGGGUCGACUACCAAGGACUGACGACUUCCCGUCCAGCAUCAAGCUGAACAUCGUGCCGCCACCAGGCACAGACCCACCCACCAACAUCCUCCUCCUCCUCCACGGCCUAGGCGACACCCACGACUCCUUCACAACCCUAGCCAAACAGAUGUCCCUUCCCGAGACCGUCGGAAUUUCCGUCCAAGGACCCUCAGCACUUCUAGACUUAGGCGGCAAGCACUGGGGCGACGACAUCAUCUUCGACUCCACGACCGGCGGCCUUGAUCCUGAUGCGGGAUUCAAGCAGUCUACGAAAUUGCUGAGGGACGUUGUCGAGGAUGUGUUGGUUGGCAAGUGUGGGUAUGCCACAAGGGAGAUUUUGAUGUUUGGGUUUGGACAGGGCGGCAUGGCAGCGCUAGAACUAGGCGCAACCUUCCACACCACACCUCUCAGCGGCAUAAUCAGCAUCGGCUCCGGCCUCCCCACCACCUCCCCCGCCUCCCCGGACCCCAAAAGCAAAACCCCCAUCCUAGUCUGCGGCGGCUCAGACCAAAGCGCCGUAACGAGCACGACCGAAGACAAACUCAAGCGCGUCUUCGAGCACGUGGAGGUGAAGCGAUAUCGCAAACCUGGCGAUGCGAUGCCGGCGAAUCGCGAUGAGAUGAUGCCGAUUAUGGAGUUUUUCUCGAGGAGGUUGAGGAGUGGGAAGGGAGUGCCGGAGGGGGCUGUUGAGGUGAAGUGA
Molecule: messenger RNA, 723 nt
Organism: Fulvia fulva
Lineage: Eukaryota; Fungi; Ascomycota; Dothideomycetes; Mycosphaerellales; Mycosphaerellaceae
Exons: 3
Coding region: 1-723 (240 amino acids)
Biological process (GO): protein depalmitoylation
Cellular component (GO): cytoplasm
Molecular function (GO): carboxylic ester hydrolase activity; palmitoyl-(protein) hydrolase activity
Source: RefSeq, a predicted model, not a curated record